Molecule: messenger RNA, 5920 nt
Organism: Lates calcarifer (barramundi perch)
Lineage: Eukaryota; Metazoa; Chordata; Actinopteri; Centropomidae
Product: zinc finger protein 629
Exons: 2
Coding region: 266-4837 (1523 amino acids)
Biological process (GO): regulation of transcription by RNA polymerase II
Molecular function (GO): RNA polymerase II cis-regulatory region sequence-specific DNA binding; DNA-binding transcription factor activity
Source: RefSeq, a predicted model, not a curated record
CCGCCGACGGGUGCAGAGCCACACAGUGCAGGUGUGUGUGCUAUACGGCUAUCCGUGCCGUUCAUCGUCACUCGCUUUGGUAAAAACAAAGCAAGAUGCUGCUCUGUUAAAUGGAAACGACAUAUAUUAUCACACAGAUCGUCUCCAUCCAUUUUCAGCCAGGCUUUGCCCGGGUAAGGAGAAGGAUAUAUAAAACAGCUGUGGCGCUGUGGAGCUAACGAGCACUAGCUGGAGAGAGCUAGCACUAGCAAAGAGCCACACCAAGAUGGACGGAGCUGAUGCCGCGGCGAUCACAGAGGACGGGGCUACAAACAAACCCCUCGGUGGACACAGAGCAUCGGGAAACGACGUCAGUCCAUCGGCUGAGGACACAGUAAACGACAGGGUUGGGGUUUUCUGCUGUCAGGAUUGUGGAGAAGCCUUCAGAGAGGAGGCAGCCUACUUGGAGCAUCGCCAUCAGCACCUACAAGAAAAUGUGUAUUUAGAUGACCAUGUGGAUGGUUUACAUGAUGCAGAAAAGGACAAUGAAACAGCUAAAUUUUGUACUUUAUGUUCACUCUCAUUUAUUGAACUAAGUGAAUUCCAUUUGCACAUGGAGACAAACCAUGGUCAAACCUCCCAAAGGGCAUCUGGUAGUCAAAUGAAUUCUGGGAUAACAAAGCAGCACACUUACGAAUGUCUGGACUGUGGGAAAAGUUACGGUGUGAUUGGACACUUUCUCAACCAUCAGCGCUCACACAGACAAGCCUCGAAAUCUGUUUUUCAUGACCUCGAACAUUUGAAAAAAAAGUCAUUUCAGUGCGAGUCUUGCGGGCGGAAUUACUCUCGUGCUUCAGCUCUGGAUGCACACCGUCGUUGUCAUGAGGAAAAGUUAGUCAAGUCACGAAACAAGAGUUCAGGAGACUCAUUUCAUACUGAGGAGUCAGUAGUUGAAGCCAAGCCCAGUGAAAAUCAGGCGGAUGAUACUGAAAAACUUUUUAAGUGUUCAUGUGGUAAAGCCUUUUCUGCUUUGUUGCGCCUGAAAACACAUCAGCGAUUCAGCCGCAACAGUCAGUGCUCUCCAGAAGAAAUGAAAGAAAAACCAAAGAAAAGCUGCAGCGAGUUUUACUGCAGUGAGUGUAAUAAGUCUUUCAGUGGCCACAUUGCUCUCUUCAACCAUCAGCGAUGGCAUGCUAAUCACUCAGAUGACUCUGCGAAAAGGUUCCCAUGUGAAGAAUGUGGAAAAGUAUUUAUGACACUAACGUUCUACUAUAGGCAUCAGCGCACGGCGCACAGUGACGAGACCCCAGCAAAAUCGUUUCUCCAUCAAGUUUGUCAGCUGCAGAAGAAAGCAUUUGAAUGUAAGGAUUGCGGACUAAAGUUUUCCAGGGCUUCAGCACUUCACUCCCAUCAGCUUCAUCAUACAGAUGUUUUCAGAGAGACAGAGAAGGAGGCGCAGAUGCGCACCUCUCUGCUACCUCAACAAAAAAGUUUGGAAAGUGAAAGAAAAGAGACUGAGUACUUGCAGGAAAAGGUGGAAUCAGUGGGGGUGGUUCCUACCAGUAUUACUGAAGAAGACUCACAAGUAAGUGAUAUGGAUGAAGAUGUGGAGAGUUAUGAACCUGGGGACUUUAAUGUUCAGGUGAUCAGUGCAAGUGAAUCUGAGGAUGAGCCUGUCCAAGACCUGAACCCUGAUCUUGAGCUGCUGUGUGAAUCAGAUCAGGAAAUAAGAGAUGAUGGUGACACUGAAGUUUCUCCCAGUAGUCUUGUUUCCAAACCAGAGAUGGACUUGAAAAUUGUACAGAUUGACUUUGAGCAGGCUGACGAGCAGUGUGCACUGAUAGCAAGGAAAGCCGAGAGUAAAACCACAGGGGAAAGAUUUGAUUGUCCAGAGUGUUACCGUUGGUUUUCUAGUGCUUCCUCGCUGCGCGUUCACAGAAUGUGGCACGGCGUUCAUAAGAGAAGACAACAGACUCAAGGUCAGUCAGAGGCAAUUUACACAUGUGACACAUGUGGACAUGAAGCCAGUAGCUAUGCAGCACACUGCAGUCACAUAGAAAAACACGAAGCUCAGAACACAAUCAACAAUGCAUUGUACCAGGCAGAGGAAUUAGAGAAGAAAAACUUGACUUGCAGCGAGUGUGGUAAAUGCUUCUCACGUUUGUCUGCUUUAGUCUCUCAUCAGUUACAUCAUCCCAAAAGAAAACAAUUCCAAUGCCCCAAUUGUAUGAUGUCUUAUCUGCAUGCAGCUAGCUUGUUUAACCAUAUGAAAAACUGCUCUGCACAAAAGAACGAGAAUAUCUCAGUCACCAAGAAAGAAUACAACCCAAAGAAGACCCUUCUAGGCCCAAAGAUUUAUCAUUGUGAACAGUGUGGGAAGGGUUUUUGGUCUUUAGGAGCUUACUCCCAUCACAAGCAAAGUCAGACAGAGUGUGCAGAUUUGAGGCUAAGAAAAGGUGUUGUGGGAUCUUUGCACUCUAUUAAUGGACACCCACGCUCCAGUGUUAAGGUUGCAUGUCCGGUGUGUGGUAGAAAGUUUCGUCACAAGGGCAUUAUGGCGUUGCACAUGCGAAAACAUGAAAAUGGAAAUCAUAAAUGUGAACUCUGCAACAGGUCGUUCCGGCUUUUUUCCAGCCUCCUCAGGCACCAGGUUGUGCAUAAUGACCAGCUACUCCCACCACCCAUCAAGUCUUUUCAGCAUCAGGUGGAGCAGUUGAAAAAAAACACAUACAGCUGUCCUGACUGCGGGAAGCUUUUUUCACGGGCCAAAGCGCUUCAGUUUCAUAUGAAAAGCCACGGGUACGAGACUGGGCACUCGCCAUCAUCAUCACCCAGAUCUAGUGUUGUGCUGGAAGAUCGCCAAUGCGCAACAUGCCUGGCACAUUUCAACAACAAGGCCUCACUGCGGGCUCAUCGCAAACUUUGCAUUAAAAGAGACAGUCGAGCAGUUGAUUGUAAGACAGAACCCUCAGAAAAUAACAAUACUCUACAGUUACACAAAGAUAGUAUGGAUAUCAGUACGCAGGCAAGCUCUGAGCACUCAAUACUUAAUACUGAAGUAAAGAAUGAAAUGGACAGUGAGGAGUUAAAGACGGAAGAUCAAACUGGUGCAACAGAUUUGAAAUACAAAUGCAAAAAGUGCGACAGAAGCUUUUCAGUGGUUGGAGCUUUGAAUUUUCAUAAAAGAAUUCAUGCUGAGGGUCACAAAUCUGUAGCAAAAGCAAAACUGGCAAUGUCAGUAAUGCUUAAGAAACCUAAACAGGAAGAGCAAAGUAAAGGGCUGUUUCACUGUUCAGAAUGUGGGAGGCGAUUCAUGUCCAACUCUGCCCUGGGCUCCCACAAACGAUGGCACAAAGAAAAGAAAUUUUUGCGGUCCUCGCUUAAAGAUGAUGAUUUGAAAUCUGGCAUCCAUAAGACAGAGGAUGGACCUUUUCAGUGCAAUGUAUGUGGCAAGCAGUUUUUUAACCAUUGCGUUCUCCAGCGCCACCAGAUGUUUAAUACUCAGUGUCAAACCAAAACUGAGCCAGAGCCUCACUCCAACAAAAGUGCAAGUAGCAGCAGCACACUGGAAAAUUCAGAGUUUUCAUGUCCUGAAUGUAAUGAGACAUUUGUGCAGCGUUCGCUUCUUGAUGCCCACUAUGUAAAUGAGCACGGUAAAGUUUUGGAGGCUGCAGGUUAUCAUGGAGAUGGGCUUGUCUCUGUAGAACAGGUUCCAGAACAGGUUGGUGCCAGUCUCAGUGGGAAUGAGUCCAUGUCAUCAACCCUGAAGGGGAAAGCUCACCAGUGUCCCCUCUGCUCUAUGACCUUUGCUAAAGCAAGAGGUCUGCGUGCCCACAAAUGGCAGGCACACUCGAAGAGCACAAAAGGCAACAAUAAGAUUCCUUUGAGUACUAAAAAGGAGUCCAUUGCCACGAGCAGUGCAGUCAGAAAUUCAGAAGAUUCAUCAGCUGUAGAUAACAGUACAGUGAUGAACAGUUACCUUGUUGAAAAGAAAAAUAACCCUGUUGGUGGAUUAAAGAAGAAAAUCAUAUCGACACCCCCACCUGUGAAAUCCAUCUCAUGCCUUGACUGUGGGAAACAGUGCAGUUCUGCAGGCUCACUCCUUGACCAUAAGAAAGUGUGCCCGGAGGUCAAGCAGGAGUCAAAGCAGGAAAUCCAGACUCCUGAAGCCACAGCUGAGGUUUUCCCACCACUCAGCUGUCUGUUAGAGCAUACAGCCAAAUGCCUCUUUAAGUGUGAUAAGUGUGGGAAAGCGUUCCAAACAGAGGAACAAUUAGGCACCCAUAAGACCAAGGCAAAGACCCGGCCUUAUUGUUGUGCUCUGUGCUGCCAGGGCUUUUGGACCGAGAAUCAGCUGCAGCAACACCUCGCCUGGCACGACGAAGUCCGCUGUCGUCUCCCAAACGAGGUACGUUACAGGCUGAGCGCUGCUAUGACCUCAAAGCCUCUAAAACUCAACAUCCCUUCUGCCAACAACAGGGGGAAGUCCUUUCCAUCUUCUACACUGUACAGACCUACACAGACGCUCAGCACAGACAGCCAUUCACAAAGUAGCCAUAAGUGCCAGCAUUGUGGCAAAGCCUUUCUUUCACCGACUGCAUUACAAAAACACAAAACUCAGCACUGUAACAAUGAUUCGUAUCAUUGCUCCAUUUGCCCCAGGACCUUCAGUGAAAUACAGGACCUUAUCGAUCAUCACCAGGAAUGUAUCCGUGAUUACAAAAGGCACAGUGAUGCCCCCACUGCUGUCUCAUCAGGAGAUCCCAAUGGCCUUACUUGCCUCGAAUGUGGAACUACUUUUUGUCAAGAAAGUGAUUUGCACCAGCACUACAUUGAACAUGCCCGUGGAGCAUAUUAGACUAAACAAACUGAAAUGAAGACACUGUAGAUUGUGGAUUUUUGAUUUUCUUUUAGAGAUUGCAAAAUGUGCUAAGCUAGUUUUUUGUUAGGCUAAGUAGACACCUGCUUUCCCUAUUUGUUGCUAUAUUAUUUGAGAUUGUUUGUUUAUAUUUAAAAAGAAAAAGACAGUUCCUUAGGUGACUUUCUCGCUCUCAGGCUGUCCCUCUACACUGGACUAGUAUAUUUACAAAUGUUAAAGAAUAACCCCUUUUAUGAACUUGUCAGAAAUGUAUAGUUUUCAGCCACCAGUUGAUUUGACUUUUUUUUUUUUAAUAGACCUGUCAUGAAUGUCAGUUGAACCUUGUUAAUCUCUUUGGGGAUCACUGGCUGAAGUGUUGAAGUUCAUUACUAGAUAUAUUCCCCCAACCCCCCAAAAAGAUUUAGAAAAAUAUCUGCAUGUAUGUGUCUGUCCUCUUGCAUUUAAGAUUCCCAGAAAAAUGAAAAGUGCUGUCGACACACUACUUACUGCAAGUUUAUGAAGAAAAUGAAACAAUUCUGCACAACAAAUAUAUACUAAUUUAGCUGCUGUCUUUUUAAACGGCUGAGGUUUUGGCUGAAUGAGGUACUAUUUGAAUAUUUCAGAGAAAGGUAAAAAAAAAUAUAAGAAACAAUGUGCACUGUUCUUGUAAAUUGAUAGGCGAUGUCCUGAUGUUGAACAUCACAGCCAGUUAGAACCAUAAAAUAGACUCUGCAGUAAUUGUACAUUACUUACAAUACAGUUUUCAUUAAUUGAUUUAUAAGCUCUUAUGUUCUUUCCUUUUCAGUGUUAAAUUUCUGUGUUGUGAAAAGAUUAUUCAUUACUUUAACUAAAAUAGCACUCAUGUUCAUGUGGGAUAGUAGUUAGUUUACUGUACCACUUCUUUAGUGGAAAAAUGAUUUGUAUUGUACAAGAGAUGUUACUUUGCUUUAUUAAUUUAUGAAAACCUUUUUUCCUUAGAUGAACAACAUGCCCUUUGACUACUUGUUUAACUUGCUGUCUCUAAAAAAAACAACUAAAAACUAAAAAGUUAAAAAUAAAUUGAUCAGUUUUUUGGGGAAUUAA